Hydatigera taeniaeformis is the source of this 414-nucleotide messenger RNA. The record is from the annotation of a GenBank genome assembly. NCBI's taxonomy places the organism in Eukaryota, Metazoa, Platyhelminthes, Cestoda, Cyclophyllidea, Taeniidae.
AUGAGGCUAAUGGAAGUUGUCUACUGUGGACUUGGAGGCUACUUUCAAAUGGCGCACCCGGCUAUGAUGGAGGAGAUAAUUUCCUGGCAGGAUUCUUCGGGUUGCUUUAAAGCUGUAGUUGCGAACGAGGACAAGCGCGAGUUCAAGGACGACCUUGAAGUGGAUAGACCACUGGAAGAUGGGUGCUUACCACAUCUGACUUCAAUGGCAGUAAAUGCUUUGGCAAUGCACCUCUAUCGCUUCGCAACAGAAGUCGUAUUCGUGCCUGAUUUUCAUUCCGUUCUCCAGAUGGAGACCAUCUUCCUUAACAACGCGCAGAACCUUCCCGACUUUGUGGCUCCGGAGACGUCGCCGGCGCUGUGGUCACAGCAAGAGAAUCGUCCCUAUGCAUUCGUCCCAGACACCGUACUUUGA